AUGCUGCCACUCAGGUGCCAGCAACAAGCUCCUCCUCAGGUUUUGUGUAGGUUCUGGGCCGUGAUGGGGAAGUUGCAAAGCAAACUCAAACACAGCACUUAUAAAUACAGCAGGCCUGAUGGAAUUACAGAAGAGAGGAUUCAAACUAAAACCUUUCAAGAGUAUAGCCCAGCCCAUGUGGAUACCGUCUCUGCUGUUGCUGCUCUGAACUCAGAACUUUGUGUCUCUGGAGGAAAAGAUAAGAUAGUUGUGGCCUAUAACUGGAAAACUGGAAAUGUGGUGAAAAGGUUCAAAGGACACGAACGUGAAAUCACCAAGGUAGCCUGUAUUCCCAAAUCGAACCAGUUCUUCAGCGCCUCUCGUGACAGGAUGGUCAUGAUGUGGGACUUACAUGGUUCCUUACAACCAAGGCAGCAGUUCUCAGGCCAUGCCAUGGUGGUCACUGGAUUGGCUGUGAGUCCAGGUAAAGUAAAACAAAUCUCUCCCUUUGUACUUUCUGAAAAGCCCUAUUCAAGCCCAUCUCAUGGGCUGUCUUCUCCCAUUGUCUCCAAAGACUCCACACAGCUAUGCACUGGCUCUCGGGACAACACCUUGCUUCUGUGGGACGUAGGAACUGGACAGUGUGUGGAGAGAGCAUCUGUCUCCAGAAACCUGGUCACUCACCUGUGCUGGGUCCCCAGAGAACCAUAUAUCUUACAGACCUCUGAAGAUAAAACCAUUAGAUUAUGGGACAGUCGGGGAUUGCAUGUAGCUCAUAUGUUUCCUGCGAAACAGCACAUUCAGACCUACUGUGAAGUCAGUGAGGAUGGACACAAGUUUAUCUCCUGCAGCAGUGGUUUUGGAGGGGAAGGCUGUGACGCCACGUUGUGGGACCUAAGGCAGAUGCGCAACAGAAUAUGUGAAUAUGUGGGGCAUUUCCAGACAGUUGCAUCAUGUGUCUUUCUACCAAGAGCGUUGGGCUUGAUGCCUAUAAUUGCUACCUCAUCACAUGACUGCAAGGUGAAGAUUUGGAAUCAAGAUACUGGAGCCUGCAUUUUCACCUUGUGUCUGGAUGGAUCAGGACCCUUGACUUCCUUGGCUGUUGGUGACACAGUCUCCUUAUUGUGUGCAAGUUUCAGCAGAGGAAUUCAUUUACUUAGAGUGGACCACAGUCGAGGGCUGGAACUGCGGGAAGUGACAGCAUUCUGAUGCCAAGAGACAUUCGCUGGACAAUAUUAAACCGUAGCCCUUCCUUUCUCAGUUUGGCUUUUUGUUUUUCUACGUUGUCUUCGGAGGAGAUGGAUGUGGGGCUGGUAGUUUCUGCUUAGAUUCACUUAGAAGGUGUAUCUGUGUUAGAAGUCAAUUUAAGUCCAGGGGUUCAAAAUUAAGUACAGAUUUUAGAAAUAACGGACUAAACAUAAGGUUCUCAGUCAAAGUUAAAUCUAGAUGCAGUUUUUUAGUGAACUUUUUGGACUGCUUGUCAAAAAAAAAAAGUUUAUUGCUGAAAAUUAUGACCCGUACUGGAGGAGCCCUGCAGGCCAUGGAUCCCAGACCUUCUGUUAGCCCAGGGCAGGAACCAUUCCCAAAGCCAACUCUUCAGACAGGGAUUGGACUGGAAUAGAGGAUGGAAAAUGAUACUGGUAAAGAACAAGCUUCUUUGAUCAAGUGGUCACAUGAGACUAUGUUAGCAUCUCCUGUCUGGAGGGGAGAUGAGAGUGCAGAGGGGGCCAGAAGCUACCCGAAUGGACACGAAGAGAGAGUGUGAAGGGAAGUACUGUGCUGUCUUAUUAGAGGGAGAGCAAUUAGGAGUGUAUAGCAAGGUGUAUGUAAGUUUUUGUAUGAGAGACUGACCUGAUUUGUAAACUUUCACUUAAAGCACAAUAAAAAUUAAUUAAAAAAAUAAUUAUGACCCGUAAGAGUGGUAGGCCUCUGUCUGUGAGAGUCACAACACAGGGCCUACUUCUAUUGAGCUAUCCUUUUCUAUGUCUCCCACAAAAGAAAAUAAAGUGGGGGUGGGGGAGAAACUCUGGUUUAGUUGCCUCAAAAUUGUUGAGAUGGGAAAGAACACUACAGCUUCAUAGAGAAAAUGGCAUGAGAUUAAGCUCCAGUGACUGCUCCUCAGCAAUGUGAAUAAUCAUGUGUAGAAACCUAAAGCCUUGACUUCUACUCAAAGUAGAAGCAGAGUGUUGUUGUUGUUAGGUGCCAUCAAGUUGGUUCCAACUCAUAGCAACUCUGUGCACAACAGAACAAAACACUGCCGGGUUCUGCGCCAUCCUCACAAUUGUUGCUAUGCUUGAGCCCAUUGUUGCAGCCACUAUGUCAAUCCAUCUCCUUGAGGGUCAUCCUCUUUUUCACUGACCGUCUACUUUACCAAGCAUGGUGUCCUUCUCCAGAAGCAGAGUGGGAGGUAGUA
Messenger RNA from Loxodonta africana (African savanna elephant), 2392 nucleotides. It is a transcript of the gene WDR31, whose product is annotated as WD repeat domain 31. Gene Ontology annotation, molecular function: protein binding. The record is from RefSeq and is a predicted model, not a curated record. Lineage: Eukaryota; Metazoa; Chordata; Mammalia; Proboscidea; Elephantidae.